Scomber scombrus (Atlantic mackerel) is the source of this 5415-nucleotide messenger RNA. RefSeq names its product ubiquitin-protein ligase E3A. Bases 201 to 2891 code for a protein of 896 amino acids. Gene Ontology annotation, biological process: ubiquitin-dependent protein catabolic process; protein polyubiquitination. The record is from RefSeq and is a predicted model, not a curated record. NCBI's taxonomy places the organism in Eukaryota, Metazoa, Chordata, Actinopteri, Scombriformes, Scombridae. The transcript is spliced from 11 exons. Gene Ontology annotation, molecular function: ubiquitin protein ligase activity.
GUCAAGAUGGCCGCAGACCUCCGGCAGAGGGAAGAGCCUACAGUCGGAAGGCCGUGAAUGAAGUUUUUAACAGAAAAUCCUUCGUCGUUGCCUGUUUAGACUUAAAUGACCGUGCUGCUCAAGUUGUAAUCAAACUGUGGAGGACUCGAUACAUUCACAAACAGCAAUAGAAUAACAAACAACUGAGGAUAAAGUCUCGUAUGAAUCCCGACGAGAAGGAGGACCGUGAGUGUGCGCCGUCACAGGCCGAGCCUCGCCCCGCCGGAGGAGCCUUCAGAGAAUACGAGGAGCCUGAAAUAGAAAACCCAGAAGCAAGCCGAAUGAAGCGAGCAGCUGCCAAACAUCUAAUAGAGCGCUAUUACCACCAGUUAACCGAGGGCUGUGGGAAUGAGUCGUGCUCCAACUCAUGGUGUGCCUCAUCAGUCGGCUUCAACCGCAUGGAUAACAAUGCAGCGGCGGUCAAAGCUCUGGAGCUCUACAAGGUCAAUGCCAAGCUAUGUGACCCCCACCCCUCGAAGAAGGGCACUGCCUCAGCCUAUCUAGAGAGCAGCCCUCACAGCAACUCAGCCUGCAGCAAUAGGAAGAUGAACCAUAAAGAUGUCCACUCUGUACGAGACAAUUUCAAAGAUGUAUGUUACCUAACAGAGGAGAAAGUGUAUGAGAUCCUGGACAUCUGUGGAGAGAAGGAGGAUUACUCACCUCUCAUCAGAGUAAUAGGGCGGGUAUUCUCCAGCGCUGAGGGUCUGGUUCAAAGUUUCCGGAGGUCCAAACCUCACACGAAGGAGGAGCUGAAGUCUCUCCAAGGUAAGGAUGAGGACAAAGAUGAAGAUGAGAAGGAGGCAGCUGCCUGCUCUGCUACAGCUAUGGAGGAGGACUCCCCCGCCUCCUCUUCAUCAUCACGACUCGGAGAAGGCUCCUCAGGGGAAAAUGAUGUCCAAAAACUGGCCCCUGAUGAGGUGUCAGUGGACAUUGAAGCUGUACGGCGGGUUUAUGAGCGCCUGCUUUCCAAUGAGAAGAUAGAAGCCGCCUUCCUGAAUGCACUGGUCUACCUCUCACCCAAUGUAGAGUGUGACCUGACGUACCAUAAUGUGUAUUCACGAGACCAAAACUACCUAAACCUGUUUGUUAUAGUGAUGGAAAACAGCAACCUCCACAGCCCAGAGUACCUGGAGAUUGCCCUCCCGCAGUUCUGCAAGGCCAUGAGCAAACUCCCGUUGGCAGCUCAGGCCAAACUGGCCCGUCUGUGGUCAUACUACAGUGCUGAGCAGAUCCGGCGCAUGGUAGAGACCUUCCAGCAGCUCAUUACCUACAAGGUGAUAAGUAACGAGUUCAACAGCCGCAAUUUGGUCAACGAUGAUGACGCAGUGGUGGCAGCCACGAAGUGCUUGAAGAUCGUCUACUAUGCAAACGUGCUGGGUGGCGACCUCGAUAUGGAGCACAAUGAGGAGGAGGACGAGGAGCCCAUUCCAGAGUCCAGUGAGCUCACCCUGCAGGAGCUGCUGGGUGAGGAGCGGCGAAACAAAAAGGGCCCUCGGGUGGACCCGCUGGAGACAGAGUUAGGGAUCCGCACCAACGAUUGUCGGCGGCCUCUCAUUCCCUUUGAGGAAUUUGUCAAUGAGCCUCUGAACGAGGUGCUUGAGAUGGACAAGGACUACACUUUCUUUAAAGUUGAAACUGAGAACAAGUUUUCCUUUAUGACCUGCCCUUUCAUCCUUAAUGCUGUCACCAAGAACCUCGGUCUGUACUACGAUAACCGCAUUCGCAUGUACAGCGAGCGACGUAUUACUGUGCUCUACAGCUUGGUUCAGGGUCAGCAGCUUAACCCCUACCUGAGACUGAAAGUGCGCCGAGACCACAUCAUCGAUGAUGCUCUGGUCAGGCUGGAAAUGAUCGCAAUGGAGAAUCCUGCAGACUUGAAGAAGCAGCUGUAUGUGGAGUUUGAGGGAGAGCAAGGUGUGGAUGAAGGAGGUGUUUCCAAAGAAUUCUUUCAGCUGGUGGUGGAGGAGAUCUUUAACCCAGAUAUUGGCAUGUUCACAUAUGAUGAGCGCACCAAACUGUUUUGGUUCAAUGCGUCAUCAUUUGAAAAUGAUGGCCAGUACACUCUGAUCGGCAUUGUUCUUGGUCUGGCCAUCUAUAACAACUGUAUCCUGGAUGUACACUUCCCUAUGGUGGUCUACAGGAAGCUGAUGGGAAAGAAAGGAACUUUUAGGGACCUGGCGGAUGCUAACCCAGUUCUGCACCAGAGUCUGAAGGAGCUACUUGAGUACGAGGGCAGCGUGGAGGAGGACAUGAUGAUCACUUUCCAGAUUUCUCAGACAGACCUGUUUGGGAACCCCCUCAUGUACGAUUUAAGGGAAAACGGCGAUAAGAUUCCAGUCACAAAUGAAAACAGAAAGGAGUUUGUGGCUCAGUAUGCAGAAUACAUGCUGAACAAAAGUGUGGAGAAGCAGUUCAAAGCGUUCAGGAGAGGCUUUCACAUGGUCACCAAUGAGUCACCACUCAAAUACCUGUUCAGACCAGAGGAAAUUGAGCUCUUGAUCUGUGGAAGCAGGAACCUUGACUUCCUAGCACUUGAAGAAACAACAGAAUAUGACGGAGGGUACAACAGAGAUUCUCGAAUCAUCAAAGAGUUUUGGGAGACAUUGCACUCGUUUGGUGAGGAGCAGAAGCGCCUCUUCCUGCAGUUCACCACUGGCACUGACAGAGCACCUGUGGGUGGGCUGGGCAAGCUGAAGAUGAUCAUUGCCAAGAACGGCCCCGACACAGACAGGUUACCGACGUCUCACACUUGCUUUAAUGUCCUGCUGCUGCCUGAGUACAGCAGCAAGGAGAAGCUGAGGGAGAGACUUCUGAAAGCCAUCACCUAUGCCAAAGGGUUUGGCAUGCUCUGAGCCCCUGCUCCAAACACACUGCAAACAGACUCCUUCUCAGAAAGCCCAUCAAACCUUGCCCUGCCCUUCCUUUAUCAGACACAAUCUAAAAGGUGACAAAAGACAGAACCAGAGUAUGUUUCAAAGCAAGUUAACAAUGACAGAGGAAAAAAGGGUUCCAAUUAAGCGCUCUAGUAGUCCUUCUACUGUGCCUGCAUCAUCCCACAUCAGUCAGUGUAAGCACAGAGACCUCAUGAUCAAAGUACCCACCCCCACAUUCAUAUUAUGUGAAUGUGCUGCAGCCUCCCCUUCCUUUUUCUAUGUACAGAGAGGAUCAUUUUCCUUAUUAUUUAUUUUAAGGUUAAAAUGGGUUAUUUUUCAUGCCUGCCUGUUGUGAUAGUUUCGCCUCUCGGGGUUAGGGUUAGGGGGGAAAAGGGGAGGGUUAAUAUUAAACUGUAAAUUUGGGACAAUGCAUUAACAAGUCAAUAUGAACCCCAUAUUAUUAUUGAAAAAACACGUUAAGUAGCCCUGAACUCAGAAAAUCUAGUUUUAGAGUAGUCUUUACCACAAAAUAUUGUAUUUGCCCCACUGAAGAAAGAGCUCUCGCUGACCAUUCCACUCACAACCAUUGGUUAUUGUUUCUAACGAGUCCAUUUUUGAUCAAGGUAAGCAUUUGGAAAGUUACUAAUUUGGUUAAAAUGGCACAUUAUGAAAUAGCUCUUUUUCUUUUUCUUUUUGGGCCUUUUUUUCAUUGGGGGUGGGACACACACACCGCAGGUUAGACUAAAAUCUUGUCAGAGCUGUGUAAGUGCACUUAGACAUUUUCAGAAUGUUUGUUUUUGGCCACAGGUUGCCAUGAUUGUUUGAAGCAUUUUAUUUCCAUGUCUUCCUGUGUUGACGAUUCUAAAUAAAAACAGUAUUUAUAUAUCAUUGCGGUUGGAACUACAAUACCGUAUUGUGCACGUUUUGGAGGAUGUACACAUGUAGAUCAGUCACUGAUGAUGUUCUCAACAGUGUGACAGAGCUCUUCUUGUGCCAACCAAUACAGUCAGAUUAUUGGUCAAACCCCAGUAAGCACUUUGUGUUGUCUAUUUCUGACUUAGUCUUGUAUGAAUAGACAGCUCACACUGCAGAGGCUUUGUACAGUAUAACCCCAGUUUAUUAUCCACAUGUAGAGUCAAGAGGGUAAUGUAUACUAGUGUCUACAGACCUUUUAAUGGUCACUGACAGCUUUUAUAGCUGUUAGUCCAGCAAACAUAGUCUCUGAUUGUGGUUACACCUGUUACUUUGAUUGAACAUGUAUUCUCUGACAACACAUGCUCCCAGAUGAGUGUCUGAAUACUUAACCGAUCCCAAUGUGGUCAGACUGCCAUUGUAAUUGGUUGCAGUUCAAGUACAAUCUGGACAAAUUGAUUGUCAUGGCCAAUCUGCAACCCAGGGUCUAUCAGAAAUUUCUGAUACAUUUCCUACCAGUCCUGCCAUUGCUGUUAGACCCACAAAGCAUUUAAAGGAACAGCGAGGCUUUGAGAAAUGUGCUAGUUUGCUAUUUUAUCCACUAUCACAUGAUAGAUUAAAAUAAACUCUACUUUGAAGAGAAGAUGCACCAAAAACUCCACAUCUGUCACAUUGUGUCUAUUAAUUGGAAGUGUAUGUAGAAAGUCUAGGCUAUCUGUUUCUCCCCUCCUUCAGACCUGCAUACCUCUGUACUGGUUGAACAGACAGGACUUUACUGUUGAUUGUCUUUGACAUAGUGGAGACAGUAAACAAUCAUAUUUCCCAAACUGUGUGAGCACAUCACUGUGAUACUACUCAUGUCUGGAUCUUGACAUUCGAUGAGACUGGAAACAGGUGUAACCACUGUCUUUGGAAAUGAACUUUUUCUGUUUUACAACAUUGAUUAGUAUCAACUGUGAAAUCAUCCUCCACAGAACAGGCAGAUCUUUUGUAUUUUUUGUUUUAUUAGUUCUGUAUUUGUUAAGUUGAAUAUAAUUGUUAAGGACUUGAGUGAAGUUUCCCUGAUGUGAUUACACACACUCAAUUUACUGGUUUAAAUGAUUUUUUUUAAACCAACCUGGGUCUUGUUUUUAUACUUUUUUUUUGUGUUGUCACAUUUUAGAAUGUCGCAUGCUCGCAGCCACAGCUUUACAAAAGAACUGCAGUUAACGAAAUUAUUUAAACCACUAACAAAAUGGACCUAGCAGAACUGUCAGUUGCAGCAGCUAAUAGAGUGUAAACUCCAUGUGCACUUACCAUGGUAAGUAUGGGAGGUCAAAGGUGAUCCAAGAAAGAGCAUGGUUUCAGUGGUUCUGCAUGUCAUAGCCCAUAAACAAAUGUAUAUACAAUACCAGUCAAAAGUCUGGAAACGCUGUCCCAUUUACUUGAAUGAGAAAGUGUGGCCACAUUUUUGAUUGGAAUAUACUUUGACGCUCACAUCCUUAUAUAUGGGUCAAUGACGUAUAAGGAUUUAGAACAACUCAAUUGUAGAAUAAUAAAAACAAGCAUAUCUAAUGCAGUAGUUCAAACAUUCAGAAUGUUGUGUACCUGA